Molecule: messenger RNA, 1029 nt
Organism: Venustampulla echinocandica
Lineage: Eukaryota; Fungi; Ascomycota; Leotiomycetes; Helotiales; Pleuroascaceae
Exons: 1
Coding region: 1-1029 (342 amino acids)
Source: RefSeq, a predicted model, not a curated record
AUGGACCUUUUCAACCUGCCGCUACGCUCUCGCGGCGGGUAUGUUCCUCCUCCUAGCUCACACAGGAGACACGUCAACAUAGGCAUGGAGAUCCCAUUUCAUGACCCGCUACGGCGGCGAAGAGGGAUGCUAGAGUUUCCUGAACCAUUUGUCGGAGGGUCACUCCCUCGACGCGAUCGCCAUCGAGUCAUGGGCCCAAGGACUGACCCAUCACCAGAGAUGGGUGACCCGUGCCUUGGUCUCGCCGCAGAACGCAGAAAACCUUCACUCGCCACUCCGGCCUAUGACGAAUACUCGUUCUAUUUUCCAGAUCAAGGUCCCGACUGUCAUACAUCUAGGCCGAAAUAUCAGGGCCAUGCUCCCUCUCUCCAAACACGUCUCCCUAUUCCCCCUCAGCGUCAUACAUACCGACAUGCCCACUUUGGACGAGGUUGUUCACCGCAUCACCACUGUGGUUGCGGGGGCGGCAGCAACUACAGUAGCGAAGACAAAUUCAGCUUCAAAACGAAGGAUAUCUGCGUACGGGGCAAAGCGUACAAGGUUCGGUCAUCCUACCUUGCAGAAGCCCCGAAAUUCGAAACAGACCUCAUCAAGUAUCUGGACAAGAAAAUAGAAGAGGUUGUGCCACAGCGGGUAGUGAGGAUGCUGGUCGACUUCAUCAACUACGAUGAUUACAACCACGAAGGUGGUCUGCUGGACGAAGCGAAGCUCAACAUUCUGGCGACAAAUGUGGGCGCUAAAAGCGUUAUUGACUUUAGCCUGGACUUUCUGAAACAAAAUAUCGAUUGUGAUGUUCAAGCAGAAGAUUUGUGCGAUAUCGUUACUACGGUCAUGAUGAGCGACGGUGUUGGUGAUGGCUUGAAAGAGUGGCUGAAAAAGUACUUAACCCCCGGUCAGCGCCUGGAGAGACUCUUUUACCAUGAAUCCUACGCAGAAUUGAUGUUAGAUCACCCGGAGGUGGAGACCAAGCUGGAGAUCUUGCUUGGAGUUAGGAGGAAGGAGGAUGAUGGGAAGUAUAAGGCUAUGUAG